UUUACACUGUCGAUAAUAGUCGCAUGUGUUGUGUUUAGUGCGGAGGUGUCUUUCUGUACUUCUUCUUUAUUGCAAAAAUCUUUUAUGAAAAACCAUCGGCUUUUAUAAAAGAAGAACAUAUUUAUGUGAAGAACAAUAAGAAAACGAUGGUAUCGAUAAUGCAGCCAUUUAUGGAUGUUGAAAGCUCAAGAAGUUAUAUCGAUGAACUUUACUCUGUAGAUCCACAAAAAUGUCUUGAUGCUCUUGUGUGUUUAAAAAAUUCUGUGAUUGGAAGUAAUAGACAGAAGGGUUCUGUCAUUGCUCAAGGAGUUGUUCCUCGACUUUUGCAAUUAUUGGGAGAUAUUUCGGGAGCAAUAACAGAUCGAAUUCGUUUGGAGGCUGCUGUUACACUGGGCUCACUUGCAAAAGGGACAGAUCAACAUGUUGUUGCGCUUAUUGAUCUUGGAGUUGUUCCUUUAAUUUUACAAGUACUGAUGACAACGCCACUUGUUGAUCCGGUAACUGAUGGAAAAACAAGAAUCAAUGAUUUAUUAAUUGAAGCCUGUUUACGAUGUUUACGUACUGUUUUUCAACAUUCCUCAGCGCCAGUUCACACUAUUUAUCAAAAUCCAUCAUUGGUACCACGUUUACUUUCACUUGCCAGUCGUUCGGUUACGUCGCAAAUUUGCAUCGCGACUAUAUUAACCACCGCUUGCAAGGUAAUUAAAACGGCGGAGGAACAGAAUGCACUGUCAAAAGGUGGUGCAGUUGAGACAUUGGCUGUUCAAUUGGAUUCAUCAUUGCCGGAGGUACAAUUACCGGCUUUGGCGUGUUUAGCGAAUAUGUGCUAUCAAAAUCACACGGUGUCGGCAAUGGUCGCGGCCGCUUCGACAAAUAAUACGCCACAGGGUCGUUUAGUUCCUGCGGUUUUAGGACAAUUGAUGGGUAGGGAGAAGAGUUCUUUGGUUCAGCUUGAGGCUGCACGAUGUGUUGCCUAUAUGCAUAGAGCUGGCGCAUUGUCGGCCACUGAUCCACGUGUUGUUUAUCGAACUUUGCCGUGUCUUGUGAGAUUGUGUCAUCGCGAUCGCCCACCGCGUGAAAGAGUUGCGGCCGCUGAAACACUGGCAUAUCUCACUGAAGUUGACACCGAUUUGCAACGUCUCGCUUCCAUUAGUAAUCAUCUUAUUCCAACUUUGGCGGAAUUUUUGAGGCCGCAUCCGCAGGUUCAAGAUACGUCCUUGUCUCAAGACAUGCGACAAGCGGCGUUCAGGGCUUUUGCGUCAUUGGGUGCGAACGAUGAAGAUAUUCGUAAACGUAUUAUCGAAACACAGAGUCUCAUGGAGCAUGUUGUCUCCGGACUUCAAGAUCCCGGCGGUCCUCGUGUUCGCCUAGCAGCCGUCAGGUGUUUACACUCUCUAUCGCGAAGUGUUCAACAAUUGCGAACAACGUUUCAGGACCACGCCGUUUGGAAACCCUUGAUGCAAUUAUUACACGGUGCCGAUAAAGGACUAGAAGGAAGAGGAGAAGGCGAGGAGGAUUUAUUGACAGUUGCAUCGAGUACGUUGUGCAAUCUUCUAUUGGAAUUUAGUCCAAGUAAGGAACCAAUUUUAGAAUCGGGUGGAGUUGAACUUCUUUGCUCGUUGACGAAACGUCCAGAUCCGGCACUACGUCUUAAUGGAAUAUGGGCAUUGAUGAAUGUCGCAUUUCAAGCCGAGCAACGAGUGAAAUCGCAAAUACUCUCGUGUUUGGGGACUGAUCAAAUAUUUCGUCUACUCGCUGAUCCGGAACUUGCGGUACUUAUGAAGACUCUUGGACUAUUGAGAAAUUUACUCUCGACGAAAGCGCACAUUGAUCGAAUAAUGGGUGAGCAUGCGACACACGUCAUGCAAGCUGUGAUUUUAGUACUUGAGGAUCCUGAACAUCCGGCUGAUGUCAAGGAACAGGCACUUUGUAUUUUGGCCAAUGUUGCCGAUGGUGAUCGUGCUAGAGAUCACAUUAUGGCCAAUGAGGAUGUACUCAAGAAACUCAUGGAUUACAUGAUGCAUAGCAAUGUGAAAUUACAAGUUGCCGCGAUAUUUUGUGUAUGUAAUUUAGUUUGGAAGGAGGAACCGGGUGCUGCUCAGAGGCAAGCACGUUUAAGAGAAUUAGGACUUUAUCGAAUUUUGCAACAAUUGCGUCAUACAAAGGAUUCUCAACUUUUUGACAAAGUGAAAACUGCCCUAGCACAGUUUUUUGAUCCGUGAACAAGAAGCGCUUGCCAAACUGCAUUAGGUUUUUUACAAUUUAACACUGUGAUCCCGUGAAUCCGUAUUUCCUUAAAAACGAGAGAACCCCCUUUAAAAAGAUUCGAAAAAUAAGGUAGAAAUUUUUUUUUUUUUAAUUGCAUGAGAUGCAACAGCGUAAAUCUAAAAUAUUUCAUUUUAGAGACUCGUGCAAUAUAUGAUUUAAUUUAACGACUUGCUUCUUGCUAAAAAAAAAAGAAAAGUACUUGAUUAAUUUUUGCGCUUUCUAAAUAAAAAAAAAAUAAUACACUUAACAUUUUAAAGAAGAUAACAGGCGUUAGAACAAAAAAAACUAUGUAUUGCACCGACUCUUUUUAUUUUUUUGAAUUUUAUCAUUAAUUUUACAUUCAUGACACAAAGCGUUAUAGAUUUAUUGUUCAAAAUAUGAAUUUUGAAUUAUUCGAGUUGAUUUUUUUUUCUUCAAACAUUUAUACUCAUUUGAAAUGUACAAAGUAAUUUCGUUGAUAUUUAAAAAUGCAAGAAUGUGAAAUUAUAAGAAGAACGGGUUGUAAUUCUUUUUUUUGAAUCGAUUUUACAGCUACGAAUCUUUGGUAUAAAGUAUUUAUUAAUAUUUAUCUUUGGUAUAAAUUCUUUUUUUUUAUAUAGUUGACGAAAUUGAUUGAAAGUUUACCUUAAUUCUUUUUUUUUGUAAGUACUUCUAGAAUUAUUAUUAUUAUUAUUAUUAUUAUACGAAAAUGGAAUGUUUCUGGCAAUACCAAAUAAAUAUAGGAAUGAAAUAUUUGAUUUUUCGAGAAGCACUUA
Molecule: messenger RNA, 3023 nt
Organism: Leptopilina heterotoma
Lineage: Eukaryota; Metazoa; Arthropoda; Insecta; Hymenoptera; Figitidae
Product: armadillo repeat-containing protein 8-like
Exons: 8
Coding region: 147-2222 (691 amino acids)
Biological process (GO): proteasome-mediated ubiquitin-dependent protein catabolic process
Cellular component (GO): GID complex
Molecular function (GO): protein binding
Source: RefSeq, a predicted model, not a curated record